This is a messenger RNA of Sapajus apella (tufted capuchin), 2263 nucleotides long. Its product is annotated as N-acetyllactosaminide beta-1,6-N-acetylglucosaminyl-transferase. Gene Ontology annotation, biological process: transforming growth factor beta receptor signaling pathway. Gene Ontology annotation, cellular component: membrane. NCBI's taxonomy places the organism in Eukaryota, Metazoa, Chordata, Mammalia, Primates, Cebidae. Gene Ontology annotation, molecular function: acetylglucosaminyltransferase activity. The record is from RefSeq and is a predicted model, not a curated record. The coding region runs from base 810 to 1793 and encodes 327 amino acids. The transcript is spliced from 2 exons.
UUGUGCAGUAAGUUAGGUGGUGAGGUAAGCUUGCUAAUUAAUAUGCGUGCCUUUUUUUCUUUCAUUUUUUCUGAAGUUCAAAGUUCCACAAAUAAUGUGCCUGUUAAAGGACUUUUCCCAGCUGUGAUAAAAUUAAACCCUGGAAAGAAUGUGGCCCAAUAGCCAGUCAGAUGCCAUGCCCUAUAGCAUACCCAGCCAAUUGGGAGGACGAGGUGUGACAGUGGAAAAAGACAGGGUUAGGCAAUUUUUUUAAAGCACUACAUAUUUAUUGACAGAAUAUGUCUCCAGGCAGUAUUCACAUGCUUCAAACUGAAGCUCUUAGCUUGGCAGUGCAGUUUAAGCAAACAAACUCAGGCUGUUGAACACAAUGAUUAACAGGAAGGGGGGGGGGCACACAGUCACUAGACUCUGGCCGGGAGAAGAGGCUGGGGUUAAGGUUUGAGAGCUGAUGACUUGCAGAAUGGUCACCUCACCCACUUGUGACUUCACUGUGGGGACAGGUGGACCUCCAGGAAUCAGAACUUUCCUGAGGCCAUUUGUUUUUGUGUAUACACAGCUUGCAGGUUAGCAGGUGAACAGGCCAGCCAAAUGCAAAGGAGCCACUUCAGAAAUGUGUCAGAGGAAAGUGAAAAUGCAACCUAGUGGUAAACGAAGAGGGGAGGAAGAAAGAAAAGGGACGGGGAACAGCCAGACCAGAGCUUCAGCCAUCAAGAGGAUGAUUUUGGAACCUGGAGAACAUGUAAGUUAAAUAUAUCAACAUUCUGAUCCUAUCUCAAGAGAGAGACAUUUUACUCACUUCCUGGUUGUGAAUGAUGGGCUCUUGGAAGCACUGUCUUUUUAGCGUGUCUCUUAUUUCUGCCCUGAUUUUUGUACUUGUUUACAAUACUGAGUUAUGGGAGAAUAAACAUUUUCUGAGGGCAGCUCUGUCCAAUGCUUCACUGUUAGCAGAAGCAUGUCAUCAGAUUUUUGAGGGGAAAGUUUUUUACCCAACAGAAAAUGCAUUAAAAACUACGCUUGGUGAAGCUACCUGCUAUGAGUACAUGGUUCGAAGCCACUAUGUCACAGAAACGCUCUCUGAAGAAGAGGCUGGGUUCCCUUUGGCUUACACAGUGACCAUUCACAAAGACUUUGGCACUUUUGAGAGGCUCUUCAGGGCGAUUUAUAUGCCCCAGAAUGUCUACUGUGUACACCUGGAUCAGAAGGCGACGGCUGCUUUUAAAGAUGCAGUGAAACAGUUACUCAGCUGCUUCCCAAAUGCUUUUCUGGCUUCCAAGAUGGAGCAGGUCGUCUAUGGGGGUAUCUCCAGGCUCCGGGCUGACCUGCACUGCUUGGAAGACCUUGUGGCUUCUGAAGUUCCCUGGAAGUAUGUCAUCAACACCUGCGGCCAAGACUUUCCGCUGAAAACCAACAGGGAAAUAGUUCAGUAUCUGAAGGGAUUUAAAGGGAAAAAUAUCACUCCUGGGGUCCUGCCUCCUGAGCAUGCAGUUGGACGGACUAAGUACGUCCACCAAGAACUGUUAGACCACAAAAAUUCCUAUGUGAUUAAAACCACAAAGUUAAAAACUCCUCCUCCUCACGACAUGGUCAUUUACUUUGGCACGGCCUACGUGGCUCUCACAAGGGAUUUUGCUAACUUUGUCCUCCAAGACCAGCUCGCACUUGACUUACUCUCCUGGUCCAAGGACACCUACAGCCCCGACGAACAUUUCUGGGUGACGCUCAACAGGAUUCCCGAUACCAAGCAAAACAAACCUACUGGUCGGGCCAGUCGCUCAGAAGGCAUCGCAUGCUAAUCUCAAGUCUGUUCAUCUAAACCACUGUAAGUAAGUCAGGACAAAUGAUGUACGUGGUUUUGGGGUUUGGUUUUAUUUAUGUAUUUAUUCAUUUAUUUUUGGAUACUGCUGUUUUGAACUAUAAAUCAUGCUGCCACUCCCCCAUCUGUAAUCUGCUUUGGCUAAACCAUGAUGAAACAUUUCUGGAGUUUGUUUUGCAUUGGCGCUUAUCAGAGCUCCUUACUGUAGGAUCAGGGCUUGAGGCAAAGAGAAGGGAAAAAAACCACCAAACCUGCAAUGAAAGCCCUUUGCCUCCCUUUUCCACCUCCAACUUUCCCCUCUUGUCUCCACAAGAGCUGCUAAGGACACAUUUUACAGAAAAGGGUGUGGUUCUAGUAAGAAUGAAGAGACUUGAAGGCAUCAAAAUGGUUUCUUGGAUUGUUCCGUCAUAUAGUCACAUUUCUUGUGUGUGUGUGUGUGUAUAAGUAUGU